AUGUCUCACCCAUACGACCAACCAAUAAUCGACAUCGUAAACUACGUCUACAAGUAUACCCUGGACGAAGACGACGAAGAGAUCUGGAAAUGCGCCCGCACGGCUCUUCUCGACGCAAUGGGCUGCGCAAUCGAAACAGCAGCAACAAGCGAAGCAUGUCGCAAACUACUUGGCCCGGUCGUUGAAGGAACAAUCGUUCCAAAUGGCUUCCAGGUCCCAGGAACAAACCUUCAGGUCGAUCCCGUGAGGGGAGCGUUCGAUUUAGGCGUUUUGAUCCGCUAUUUGGAUCAUAACGAUGCGCUCGGUGGUGUGGAAUGGGGACAUCCUUCAGAUAAUCUCGGCGCUAUACUUCCGGCAAUGGAUUGGCUGGCGCGAGCGAGUAUGUCGGGGCACGUUCACCGCGGGCCGCGACUGACGAUACAGACGCUGUUGGUUGCGCUGGUAAAGGCGUAUGAGAUUCAGGGCUGCUACCAAAUGGGGAAUGCGUUUAAUGCCUACGGUAUCGACCAUGUAGUGCUUGUUAAAUUGGCGUCGGGAGCCGUUGUCUCCUGGCUUCUUGGGUUGACAGAAGAGCAAGCCAUGGCGACUGUGUCUCAUGUCUGGAUGGAUGGCCAUCCGAGUCGAGUGUAUCGAUCUGGAUCGAACACAAUCCCGAGGAAAGGCUGGGCGGCCGGUGAUGCAGCAAGAAGGGCUUUGGAGCUGGCGCUUUUGGUGUUGCGGGGCCAGCCUGGGUCGCCUGGGGCUUUGAGUGCGAGGCCGUUUGGAUUUUUGGAGAGAACGUUUGGAAAGGCGUUUGUGCUACCGCGGGCUUUUGGGUCAUGGACUGUCAGAAAUGUGUUGAUCAAGACUAUGCCUGUUGAGGGACAUGCGAUUUCUGCUGUGGAGGCGGCUGUUUUGCAGGCUGGUGUGUUUCGGCGGAUGGGGUUGUUGGAUCCUGUUGGACAAAUUGGAGGGAUAUCGCUGAGGACAACUGACGCUGCAAUUAUGAUUAUUGACAAACAAGGUCCGCUCAACAAUGCUGCUGAUCGGGACCACUGCAUUCAGUAUGUUGUUGCUUUGGCUUUCCUGAAGGGAAGUCCUCCGGAGGCGGCAGACUAUCUAGACGAGAGCCCUUGGGCAAAGAGCAAGGAUCUGACAGCCCUGCGGGAAAGGAUUGUCGUCAAGGGUGACCGUCGCCUUCAGGAAGAUUACUUGGAUCUGGACAAAAAAAGCAUCGGGGCGGGCAUGACGGUCUAUCUCAAAAAUGGCACAGAAUUGCGGGAGAUCUUGAUUAAGUAUCCUGUGGGACACGUACGGAACCCCAAAACACCUGCAGCGGUGCAGCAGAAGUUUUUCAAAAAUAUGGGCUAUAUGUUUUCCCCGACAGAGAUCAGUCGGAUUUUGGGGGCUGUUCGAAAUCCAGAUGUUUUAAUGUCGGAUUUCAUGGAUCUUUUCAUUCCCUCGUUGGUCACGUCAAGGUUAUAG
Penicillium soppii is the source of this 1464-nucleotide messenger RNA. RefSeq names its product putative 2-methylcitrate dehydratase (PrpD). Bases 1 to 1464 code for a protein of 487 amino acids. NCBI's taxonomy places the organism in Eukaryota, Fungi, Ascomycota, Eurotiomycetes, Eurotiales, Aspergillaceae. The transcript has 2 exons. The record is from RefSeq and is a predicted model, not a curated record. Gene Ontology annotation, molecular function: lyase activity.